This is a messenger RNA of Metarhizium acridum CQMa 102, 273 nucleotides long. RefSeq lists its product as uncharacterized. The record is from RefSeq and is a predicted model, not a curated record. NCBI's taxonomy places the organism in Eukaryota, Fungi, Ascomycota, Sordariomycetes, Hypocreales, Clavicipitaceae.
AUGAUUCACCCGUUUGGGGAUGGAAAUGGCCGCAUGUCGAGAAUCAUUCUCAAUGCUCUUCUUCUCAAGUAUGCCGGUCACGCUGCGCCCUUUGGAGGCGAGGGCAACGACAAGGACAACUACUUGGCGAUUGUUCGCAGAGGCGGCGUUGUAUUUCACCGGGAAGACAUGGAGGUGGAUUUCAGCGAACAGACGUCUCAUUUUGAGUUUGCAGUUUGUGUUGACAAAGUCCAAGUCUUAGCUGGAGCAGAUGUGGGCUUGGGCGAGUCCUGA